AUGGAACCCAGAAAAAGAGCUAGAAAAGAGGACAUCCCUUCGUCAUCCACUCCAGCUCCUCCGUCAAUAACUGGAGGACAGGACGUCCAAAGCUCACCAACUUUAUAUUUUCUUGAGCAAGUAGCCUGGCCUGAAGCUCAACUUCCACUGGUGAGACCCAACGAGGAUGCUCCGCCUGAGCCCACACCUGUGCAGGUCAAUUCAGAGCCAGCUGACCCUCAAUCUCCAGUGGUGAAUCCACCUUCUUCACCUGAGCUUGAAGUAGUUUCGCCAUCCCCUCCUCUGAUUGUCAUUUUUGACGCAUCAUCAGAUGAAGCGGCUGCCCCUCCUGAUUCACCAGUUGCAAAAAUAGCUGACCCCCCUGUUUCCCCAAUUGGAGGAAUUGUUGAUCUUUCUGAUUCAUCAUCUGGAGAAGCUGUUGCUCUCACUGACUCCCCAGUUUAA
This is a messenger RNA of Glycine soja, 444 nucleotides long. Its product is annotated as lysine-rich arabinogalactan protein 19-like. The transcript has 2 exons. The record is from RefSeq and is a predicted model, not a curated record. Bases 1 to 444 code for a protein of 147 amino acids. Lineage: Eukaryota; Viridiplantae; Streptophyta; Magnoliopsida; Fabales; Fabaceae.